AUGGUGGCUUAUGAACAAGAAUUAGCAGCGCUUCGUGAACCGAUUUCUCUGCCCGAAUCAGAAGAAACAUGGGAUGCCAUUGGAGACGCGCUCAUGCGUUUUGCAGCUCUGUCUCGUGGAAAUGGUACAAAAUAUCCUCAGGAAACCAUUGUUACCCUGCGAUCCGUGUCUCGGUCUCUUUGCCAGGCUGCUAAUUCAGAACGAUCUCGCUUGUCCGGAAUCGCCCUGGACCUCUUUAGUACCCUUGUCAGCGUCAUGGAUCGUUCAUUUGAGUCGCUGAUUCCGCUUUUCCUGCCUACGCUCCUUGCUCUAUGCGCGCGUUCCAACAAGGUGUUCGUCUCUCGAGCUCGAUCCUGUCUCCUUUCCCUCAUUGAACAUACUCGCUCCCCCACAAUACUCCCUUAUCUGGCCGAAUCAUCCAAGGAUAAAACAGUUUCCCUACGUAUUGCUGCCGCAGAAGGUAUCUUGGCUUGCCUAAACUGUUUUAAUCCACCAGAUCUCGAGAAAGAGCCUCGGGCCCGUGAGGUAGAAGCAAUCAUUAGAUCAACUGCUACUGAUGCUAGUGCAGACGUUAGAAAAAUUGGACGCCAGAUAUUUGAAGCGUAUAGAGUCCUUCUACCCCAGCGAUUGGAUCGAUUCACUCAGCCUCUUACCCCCACGAUCAGGAAAUAUCUUGAUAUUAAACCCAAGCCUGCAUCACAAGCUCAAUCCAAUCCCCCCAGUCGACCGCCGUCCUCACAGUCAAUUAAUUCACUGCAAGGUGCAUCAUCUGAACUCCACUUCUCCUCCUCUACGUCGGCUUUAUCGUCUGGUACCAGAGAAACUGCCACAAGGGGAGCUCAUCAAACUGCAUUCCAUGUACGAUCGGCGUCUGUGCUAGGAAUAGCCAGAGAAGCAAGUAACUACCCACGCAACAGGCCAGGGGAGAAGGGUAAAUCCUACACCACUAAGACUUCUACGGUACGACCACCGCCCACGCGACAUAUAGCGGUGCAGCCGCCCCAGCGAUCCGUAGGGAAAAGCACAAAGGGCAUGCCUCCUCCUGACUUCGUGCCCAAGCGGUCCGCCCAGGAAAUACGUAAAACGGGAACGUCCGAGAUUCUGACUGGACAACCGGAUAAUCUACAUGCAAUUGAACACUCAACAGGGGCUGUAUUGCACUCCGUUUCGAGUACAUCUGGAACGCAGACUUCUUGUUCACGUCCCGGCUCUUCGAAGAUUGAUAGCACUAGUGGGGGGCCGACCCGCAUGCCAACAAAACAAGACGUACAACCUCGUGCCCAAACUGGUCCUAUCCGGCCUACAUCUAUCGAGGCCCAGAGGACACAGCAAGAAGCGGUGGAGAGGAAGGAACGCGUUGUUGGCGGUGCUAGGCGUGUGUUGGUUGUGUCGGAACUGUCGUCAGUGUCGUCAACAUCGUCGGCGUCCAAAACUGAGAGCAAUCAACAGAAAGUCCCAUCCAGAGGGCCUGGUCGCAAAGUGCGACAGAAUAGCACAAGCAAAAUCGCGGAAAAAGCGAAGCCGCUGCCACUGAAGGACUCAGAGACACGUAGUCGCGAGACAGUCUCGAAGAGUAGGCAGCAUUCUGGAGGGACAAGAAAUCUUGGGCAAGCAACCGCCCCGAUAGUAACUCAAGCCGGAGACAAAGUAAUGACCGUCAACGCCCCACGAACAUGCGCUCCGACACCCUUGUUAGACUCUGCCACGGAGAAUCUCGACGUUAUCAAGCCAGCAUUGGUACCUUUGCCUCCAUCUCCGACUCCCACGGAAAUUGUCGACCCUAUCACUCCAAUGCGCACUUCUGCUCGCCUCCCCGGUGUAUCGUUGCCUGCUCAGACACCGAUCUCAGCCCUUGUGGCUGAUAUACAGGGAGGUUUCUUGUGCCCGCCGUCAUCACCACUCACUCCAAUCCCCCCCUUACCAUCGGAGACUAAUUUGCACAACCCCCACUUACCCUUGUGGAAGCCCUUGAGGCCCAUGAGCAGAGCAACGGCGCCCGCUCGUUUCGAUAGUUCACCGGAAACCAUACGGCUCAACUCGGUGGUACGCUUACCGACUGAAAAGCCCAGAUCGACACUGGAAGAACUAGUGAUAAAUCUCUGA
This is a messenger RNA of Fibroporia radiculosa, 2103 nucleotides long. RefSeq lists its product as uncharacterized. Gene Ontology annotation, cellular component: mitotic spindle; cytoplasmic microtubule; mitotic spindle midzone. Gene Ontology annotation, molecular function: microtubule binding. Gene Ontology annotation, biological process: mitotic spindle assembly. The coding region runs from base 1 to 2103 and encodes 700 amino acids. The transcript is spliced from 2 exons. NCBI's taxonomy places the organism in Eukaryota, Fungi, Basidiomycota, Agaricomycetes, Polyporales, Fibroporiaceae. The record is from RefSeq and is a predicted model, not a curated record.